Messenger RNA from Prunus armeniaca (apricot), 1365 nucleotides. The record is from the annotation of a GenBank genome assembly. Lineage: Eukaryota; Viridiplantae; Streptophyta; Magnoliopsida; Rosales; Rosaceae.
AUGGGGAAUUAUACCCUGGCUUUGCUCUUAGUCCUCAUUGUGAAUUUGGGUAGUUUGCUCACUUCUCUUGCUAACUCCUACUGUCCACCACCAACAUACCCUCCACACUUGCCACCCAAACAGCCUCCUCAUGUAAAGCCACCCUUCAUCCCUAAACCACCUAAACACCCACCUCAUCCCCCUCAUGUAAAGCCUCCCUCUGUUCCCAAACCACCAUCAAAACCACCUCUUCCUCCUCAUGUAAAACCUCCCUAUGUUCCCAAACCACCAUCAAAACCACCCCAUCCUCCUCAUGUAAAGCCUCCCUAUGUUCCCAAGCCACCAUCAAAACCACCCCAUCCCCCUCAUGUAAAGCCUCCCUAUGUUCCCAAGCCACCAUCAAAGCCACCUCAUCCUCAUCCACCCCAUGUACCCAAGCCACCCCAUGGCCCCAAACCCCCCAUUGUAUAUCCUCCCCAUAUACCAAAACCUCCUUCUGUCCCCAAACCACCUAUUGUGAGACCUCCCUUCAUCCCCAAGCCUCCUAUUGUCAAACCACCACCCCACCCCAAACCCCCAAUUGUGCACCCACCCUUUAUCCCCAAGCCCCCAAUCGUGCACCCACCCUUCAUCCCCAAGCCCCCAAUCGUGCACCCACCCUUUAUCCCUAAACCCCCAAUCGUGCACCCACCCUUUAUCCCUAAACCCCCAAUUGUGCACCCACCCUUCAUCCCCAAACCCCCAAUCGUGCACCCACCCGUCAUCCCCAAACCCCCAGUUGUGCAACCCCCACCACCGUAUGUACCCAAACCCCCAGUUGUACAACCCCCACCAUAUGUACCCAAGCCCCCAGUUGUACCACCAAGCCCACCAACACCAACACCUACCCCAGUUGUACCAGUUAAGCCACCACCAUCACCACCUGUUGUACCACCAAGCCCACCAACACCAACACCUACCCCAGUUGUACCAGUUAAGCCACCACCAUCACCACCUGUUGUUCCACCAAGCCCACCAACACCAACACCUACCCCAGUUGUACCAGUUAAGCCUCCUCCACCCACUGAGACACCAUGCCCUCCUCCACCACCAACACCAGUGCCGACCCCAUCACCACCACCAAAGAACACCUGUCCCAUUGACACUCUCAAGUUGGGAGCUUGUGUGGAUGUGUUGGGUGGCCUCAUUCACAUUGGAAUUGGCAGCAGUGCCAAGGAUGCAUGCUGUCCAGUGCUUCAAGGGCUGGUGGACUUGGAUGCUGCAAUUUGCCUUUGCACCACCAUCAAGGCUAAGCUUCUCAACAUCAACAUCAUCAUCCCCAUCGCUCUUCAGGUUCUGAUUGACUGUGGGAAAACUCCACCCUCUGGAUUCCAGUGCCCUGCAUAG